Phalaenopsis equestris is the source of this 672-nucleotide messenger RNA. RefSeq lists its product as uncharacterized. The record is from RefSeq and is a predicted model, not a curated record. The transcript is spliced from 2 exons. Bases 1 to 672 code for a protein of 223 amino acids. Lineage: Eukaryota; Viridiplantae; Streptophyta; Magnoliopsida; Asparagales; Orchidaceae.
AUGACUGACUCUAAUGUUAUUGAUCUUGCCACUAAUAUUCAGUGGGAUAAGGCCACAUUUGCUAACAUUGUUGGAAAAGGUUAUGAAAAUGUUCAAAAUCCUGAUGAUUUGAUAUUCCACAGUACAAAAAUUGCUGGACCUGAUGGGUUCACAGCUGGCUUCUAUAAAAAGGCCUGGUUGAUUAUAAAGGGAGAUCUUAUUGCAACAGUCCAAAGUAUCUCAAUGAAACUAUUAAAGUGGACACCUGAUUUUGACCCUAGUAAAGAAUUGUCAAUUGUCCCCAUUUGGUUUAAGUUACCUGGACUUCAGCUCCACUUCUUCAACCAUAAAGUUCUUUUCAACAUUGGCAAAGCCUUGGGAAGACCUUUGAAGUUGGAUGCCCCCACCUUCAAUUUAUCCAGACCCUCAGUAGCUAGAAUCCUGAUUGAAAGAAACAUUACCUUACCAGCUGUGGAGGAAAUUUGGUUAGGUACUGAGCACAGUGGCUAUUGGCGGAAAAUCAUAGCUGAACAAAGUCCUUAUUAUUGUCAUCACUGCAAAAUGUUUGGCCAUACUGAUGAGAAGUGCUUUAGACUUCAUCCCAAUCUCAGAAGAAAGCUACCCAGACCUAAUUCUGAGGGAUUAGAGGCACAAGGAAAUGAGAUGCCAACUGUUGAUAGAAUUGCAGCCUAG